Messenger RNA from Scomber japonicus (chub mackerel), 1044 nucleotides. RefSeq names its product fibromodulin a (gene fmoda). Gene Ontology annotation, molecular function: protein binding. The transcript is spliced from 5 exons. The record is from RefSeq and is a predicted model, not a curated record. The coding region runs from base 1 to 1044 and encodes 347 amino acids. Lineage: Eukaryota; Metazoa; Chordata; Actinopteri; Scombriformes; Scombridae.
AUGCGUCUGGUGAUUAUUUUCCUCCUUUCUGCCCUGCUGCCACUCUGUCUCUCCCAUGGACGGGACCCCUUCGCCUGGCUGUAUGGCCAGCGGAGCAACUAUUAUGGCGCCCUGCAGGCAGACACCACAGGAGGAGAGUGCCCCUCUGAAUGUGACUGUCCACCAUCCUUUCCUGUUGCCAUGUACUGUGAUGGACGAAGCCUGACAGCCAUGCCAACCAUCCCCUCCCGUAUGAAGUAUUUGUAUCUCCAAAACAAUGCCAUCAAAGCCAUACCUGACUCAGCUCUGACCAAUGCAACCAAUCUGCUGUGGCUCAUGAUGCACCACAACCAGCUGACAUCUGAUGCCAUUGGCAAGAAGGCAUUUCUGAAGCUGGGGGGAUUGGAGCGUUUAUAUCUGCAACACAACAAUUUGAUCAGCAUUCCUAGUAACCUCCCUCGUUCCCUGCGAGACCUGAGAAUUAACCAUAACAAGAUUGAAAAGGUAACACCUGCAGACCUAGAGGGAAUGGAUAAUCUCACUAUCCUGUAUCUCCAUGACAACGCUGUCACAGACCUGGGCACAUCAUUGAAGCCACUUGUAUCCCUCACACUGCUGGACAUCAGCAACAACCAGUUGACAAAGGUCCCAGAGGCUCUCCCAGAACAACUGCACCAACUCUACCUCGAGUCCAACGCCAUUGACUCUCUACCAGAGGGCUUCUUGGGACGCUUCAUGCAGCUGCAGUACAUCAGAAUGUCCCACAACCAGCUCACAGACAAGGGCAUCCCUGCCAACACCUUUAAUGUGACUGGGCUGGUGGAGCUGGACCUGAGCUUCAAUAAACUGGAGAGAAUCCCUCCAGUCAGCACUACACUACAACAUCUCUAUCUGCAAGCCAACCAGAUCAAAGAGUUCACUCUGGGCAGUUUCUGCAGCAUUGUGGAUGUGACCAACUUCUCGAAGUUGCGGACGCUGCGAUUGGAUGGGAACGAGAUCAGCCGCCAGGACAUCCCCUCAGACUCAUCACUCUGCCUUCGCGUGGCCUCCAACAUUGACGUUUAA